CGGUAUCCAGAGAUGGGAGGGUGCCCGCUUUCCACGAUUCGGUUUGUUGCUGUUUCAGCAACAAUCCCAAACAUUGAAGAUAUCGGUGAAUGGCUGAAGGUUCCGCCUCGCGCACUGAAGAGGUUUGGAGAAGAAGUACGUCCCGUAAAACUGACUACGAAAGUCUUGGGCUAUGCUCCUGCCAAGAACGACUUUCUUUUCGAAAGGGUGAGAGCGAAGCUCUUUGUCGCUGUAUACUAAUUUUUCUAAAGCAGAGGCUACAAGGCUUUCUUUUUGAUAUUAUCAUGCAGGACGCGAAGGAUAAGGCUGUUCUAGUAUUCUGCUCCACUAGAAAGGGAGCACAAGAAGCUGCUACUACAGUAGCUCGUGCCGCUUCAAGCAUGAACUUUCGCAAUCCUUUCAUCAAAAGUCAAGAGCACUAUGAAAGAUUACAGCUUGCUGCAAGGUCUUCGAAGGACAAGCAUUUACAAGAAUGCAUAAGAUGUGGAGUUGGCUUUCACAAUGGUGGUAUGGACAUGAUAGAACGGAGCCUUGUCGAAAAUCUGUUUCUAAGGGGAGAUAUUCAUAUUCUGUGUACUACAAACACGCUUGCGCAUGGAGUUAAUCUCCCUGCUCACACAGUCAUCAUAAAAUCGACACAGUACUUUAACAAAGACAAAGGCUGUUACACGGAAUACGAAAGAUCGACGCUUGUGCAGAUGUGUGGACGGGCUGGCCGUCCUCAAUUUGACGAUAACGGCCUUGUUAUUAUAAUGACACGAAGAGACACGGUCCAUCUUUACGAGAAUCUUCUUUCUGGAUCGGAAGUUGUGGAGUCAGAGUUACUUCCUGCAAUAGCGGAGCACUUGAACGCUGAAAUAGUUUUGAUGACCGUGUCGGACGUUAGUUUGGCAAUUGAGUGGCUGAAAGCUUCUUUCCUAUACGUCAGAAUAAAAAAAAAUCCUCAGCACUAUAAGGUCGAUAGAGCUCGUGAAGAUCAUCUCGAAAAUCAUCUCAAAGAAAUUUGUCUGAGGAAUGUCAACGAACUGGCUGAGUUCCGACUUGUUGAAACUGAUGAAUAUGGAUUUCAGCUGAAGCCUCUAGAACCAGGACGCCUAAUGGCGAAGUACUAUUUGGACUUCAGCACAAUGAAGGAAAUAACCAAGGCACCAAUCAAGUGUGCUGUCGAAGAUAUGAUCUAUACUUUGGCCAAGUCACAAGAACUUUCAUGGAUCCAGCUCAGGCGAAACGAGAAGAAACUACUGAAUGAUAUAAAUGGGGAUACAACUGGUAAAAUCAAGUACCACGUUCUGGGAGUGAACGGGAAGAUUAAAAAGCGCAUUCAAUCACGAGAAGAAAAGAUCUUUCUUCUGAUUAAUGAUGCUUUGUCGGGAGAUCCAUCCACGCUAGACUUCACUAUGAGUCAGGACGUGACUGCUAUCUGUACAAAUGGAACCCGCAUUUCCCGUUGUAUGAGCGAAUACUUUAGGUUCAUGAAGCGUUUCAAGGAAACUGUGACUGCCUUGAAGCUAGCAAAAUGUAUUCAUGAAAGGCUUUGGGAAGACAGUUCUUAUCAGCUUAAACAACUAGCUGGGGUGGGAAUGGUUACUGCCAAGGCAUUUCUUCAGUCCGGAAUCGAUUCAUUCGAUAAACUAGCGAAAGCGGACCCAAGGAAGCUGGAAGCUAUUACUGGGCGAAAAUAUCCUUUUGGCAACCAAGUCAAAGAAGCACUGGACAAACUUCCUCCCAGAAUAGACAUGAAGCUAAUCGAGACUCGACGGAAUACAUCUGGAAAUCAUGAGCUUACACUGAUAUUAACACGUCCGGGAAAGACAACGGCUUCUAUGUGCAAUGUUGCACACUUGGUUGUGGGAAGCGAAAAAACGAAUCGGCUUUACUACUAUGAGAGAAUAAGGGUUGAACAGUUUUCCAGGUUAUUAUGUUUUGCUGAUCUUAAGCUUUCAUAGCUCAGUAGCUGAUCUUGUUUCCUUCAACAGCCCGUACUCCGUUUCUUUAUCUAUAGAACGUAAUGCGGGUAAGGACGUGGACGUGGACGCUGCUCUCAUUUCCGAAACUUAUGUUGGGAUCGACCUUGUGG
This is a messenger RNA of Selaginella moellendorffii, 2077 nucleotides long. RefSeq names its product ATP-dependent DNA helicase MER3 homolog. Bases 90 to 1946 code for a protein of 618 amino acids. NCBI's taxonomy places the organism in Eukaryota, Viridiplantae, Streptophyta, Lycopodiopsida, Selaginellales, Selaginellaceae. The transcript has 19 exons. The record is from RefSeq and is a predicted model, not a curated record.